AUGACACAACGUGGACCAUCGGGACACGGCGAGAUGGAUCGACGUCGACGUGCUAGUUCGAAUUACUUUGAGCUUGACGCUGAUCGGCGUCGGAACAAAUCAGAACGAUCUGAACGUUUUAGUAAACGUUUGAAUUCCAUGGAUGUCACAAGUAUGAGUAUGAAGGGUGUGCCGCAGGAUGAUGAGGCAGCCAUUGAUUACUGUUGUGAUUAUCUCAAGGCAAAAUUUGGGUUUCAAGAAGGUUCCGUGAAUAAUCAACGUGAACACGUUCUUUUAUUAUUAGCCAAUGGGAAAGCACGUUGUCUAUCAAGUGAUUCCGCGGAUCAGAGUCUUCUUCAAUUGGGUAAUAAAUUGUUAUCGAAUUACCGUUCAUGGUGUCAAUUUCUCCAUACAAGGCCAGUCACGUAUAGUGGUAACCGGAUUCCAAAUGCUACAUCUUUUGGCAAUCUGUACAUGGACGUGAUGUUGUAUUUUCUGAUAUGGGGAGAAGCUGCAAAUAUUCGUCAUAUGCCAGAAUGUAUCUGUUAUUUGUUUCAUCAGAUGUUACAAAUGGUCAAUGCUGAUCCGCAAGGUCAGACACUUGAAUCAGAAGGCUGGUAUUUGAAUCACGUGAUUCGUCCAAUAUGGAAUGAAGCAUCAAAUAUGACACGACGUAAUGCAUUGGGCAAACCUCUUGAACAUGUUAAAAUUCGAAAUUAUGAUGAUCUUAAUGAAUAUUUCUGGAAACCCCAUUGUCUCAGCAUUCCCGUGACACGAGUGGGACAAGAGUUAACCCAACACCACGGAAAGACCUUUUAUGAACAUCGCAGUCUCUUUACACUGAUUCUCAAUUACUAUCGGAUUUUUCAAUUCAAUCUCAUGUAUUUUGUCUUGUUGAUUGUAUUGGCUUUUGCUGUCACGAUCUCACCUUCUGGUGGCACAAGUGGAUGGCAUCAAUUUGAAUCCCUUGGGACGGUUGUAACACCGUAUACAACACGUGAUUUAAAAUUAGCGAUUGUUGCAAUUCCAUUUAGUUUAAGUCUUUUGGCGUUUUUGAAAUGUGUCUUGGAAGUAUCGCAUGGAUGGCAUUUAUUAACAUCAAGGGAACAGAUUGCAACGAGUUCACGGUCUUUUACCUAUGGUGCAGCAUUAACAAGUCGAAUUGUAUGGAAUGGUGGAUUUGCGAUUUUAUUUGGUGCAAUGAUUUAUGUUCCAUUGUAUCAAGAUAAGGAUACCAUUCUUUUGGAUAAUUUGUACCCAUUAUGUGGUGGAUACAUUCUACCAGGUACCUUAAUCUUAUUGAUUCAAGCUUUUGCACCACAAGUGAUUCAUGGUUCAUUUGCAUCCAAGUUUGUUCGUGAAGGUGAAAGUUGCUAUGUUGGACAAGAUAUGGCACCACCGCUAUUGUAUCAACUCAAGUAUAUUGUCUUUUGGAUUUUCUUAUGGAUUAUUCAAGGUGUUACGUCAUACUUUAUUUUAGUCCGUCCACUCAUGUUACCAACAUUGAGUAUAUACGCAAUGCGACUAGAUUAUCAAAAUCCAUUGGUCUUGUUUCACAAUAUUGGAAUUAUCUUUGCGCUAUGGCUGCCUGUAGUGUUUAUCUUUAAUUACUCGACACAGAUUUUUUUUACAAUACUUCAGGCUUUGCUUGGUGGAUUUCAGGGAGUUUUAAUGAAGACUGGCGAAAUUCGUGGUGCAAAGGAAAUGACAAAAGCUUUUCGUGUUGCACCACAGUUGUUUGAUCAAAAGGUCGUGACAUUGCUUGCGCGUUCUAGCGAUGCACCUACCAGUGGUAAUAAUUCGACCCGUGCAAGCGCGCUGGCUGCUGCUUACGAAUCACAAAUGAUGUUGCGAUUUGUAGUCGUGUGGAAUGAAAUUGUAAAUUCUUUUCGCGCGGGUGAUUUGCUUGAUGACAAGGAGGCUGCUAUUCUUCAGUACGACAUCCGCAGUACUGGUGAGGUAUUUGAGCCCGUCUUUUUGUCGGCUGGUAAGCUGGCGGAAGCCAUGAGUUUGGCAAUCAAGACGGCUAAAGAUGGAAAGGGCGAGUCUCAACUCCGCGUCACGCUUGUUGAGAAUGACUGUCUAUCGGCUAUUCGUUCGUUCUUCACGGCUAGUAUGUAUGUAACUAGUGCUCUGUUUGGCAACGAUGACGCUGAUGUGGUCGAUGGUUUCCGAAUGAUCGAGGAGAUUGCUUCUAGCGGCGGUUUCCUCAAGUCCUUUAAUGUUCGUGAGCUAGCAAGCUUGUGCACUGCCGCUGUUGAUCUCUUGGAAGAGAUUUUGGACCUACCCGACCCUGGUGCGCAGUCGCAGCAUAUUCCAAAUGCUCGUGUGCAUCCAUUGGGUGUGAUCCGCAAUUUUGUUUCCAAGAUGGAAGCAUUUCUGAAUGGUGUGCAGUCUUUCUGCUUGGAUCCUGCUUUGCAGCGUAAGUUCGGUAACUCGAAGUUUUGUUCUAGUGCCAACGGAUACAUGUAUGCGUCGCGCGGGCUUGUGAACCUGUUCUGCAGCGACACGGCCAUGGACUUGCACCCAUCCAAGAAACCAGUCUCGAUUAUUGCACAGAUUGUGUACAACAUGAAUACCACAGAGAUUAUUAUGAGCAACUCGGAAGCGUAUGGUUUCGAUGAUCGUGUUUACAAAGACAUGGAUUCUGUCUACAACACGCAAUACUACAUCCAGGCUGGUCUGUUUUUAUCGCUACCGCUGAUUUGUGUGUACUUUGCUGAAAUGGGUUUGCGUCGCGGUCUUGUGCAGUUUUUGGAGAUGGUUUUCACUGCUGGUCCUAUGUUUUUUAUCUUCCAGCUUGGUACGACCAUGCACUUUUUUGACAACAACUUGCUCCAUGGUGAGGCCCAAUACAAGGCUACCGGUCGUGGUUUCAAGAUCACGCGCGAAACGUUUGUGUUGUUGUACAAGGCGUACGCUUUGAGUCACUACCGCAAAGCCAUCGAACUCAUUGGCCUCUGUUUGGUGUACUUGGCUUUUGGCAAAUUUGAUAUAUGUGAUAUUUCUGUCGCCGGUCAAACGAAUUCAUUUGCGUUUGACUUUUGUGAAACGUCACAGAGCUUUGGCGUCCAAACGUUUGCUAUUUGGGUCAUUGCCGUGGUGUGGCUAGUGUCUCCAUAUAUCUUUAACACCGAUGGUCUGGACUGGGAGAAAACAAAGGCUGAUGUGUCGGCUUGGGCCAAGUGGAUGUAUGCGGCGGAAGAUUAUCAGGAUGAAGACACAGUGAUGGUUGGUGGAUGGAUUGGCUGGUGGAAGGGCGAGUUGAAGUUGUAUCACAAUACGAAGUUAGCUGCUCGUGUUACGGUCAUUUUGCGUGAAUUCCGUCAUUUUUUGCUCAUGUGGUACGUAGUGGCGCUCGAGUGGAAGAUUGUCACUGUAGGAUUGGUAUUCUGUGCUGCGGCCAUCACAGUGCUGAUGAUGAGCCUCUUUGGCAUUGCAGGCAGAGGUUUCCGCACCGUUAAUUCCACGAUUCGCGCAAUGGUCUAUGUGCUCGCAGUGGUAGUUGCGGUUAUUUCUUUUUUUGUCAUCGCCAUGGCCAUUCCUGACGUCAACUUUAUCAAGUCGAUUUCUCUCUUCUUUGGCUAUAUGGCAGCGCUCUACGGCAUUAACGAGAUGGCACGCAUGUAUAGCUUUGCCAAUUCGUCGAUUGCGACCAUGAGCAUGUUCCAGCAGCUUGCAUUUUUCUUCGAUUUCGUUUUUGCGGUGACCAUGAUACUUCCGCUUUUGGUCAUGUCAGCCAUUCCGUUUUUGAACAUUAUUCAGACACGAAUGAUGUACAACAAAGGUUUUUCCGAAGUAGUUUCAGCCUCUUCCCAGUAUGCGUUCUCUCUGGCUGCCUUCAUGGGCGUACUUGGCGGUAUGGGAUGCGGUUGGUUGUUCCAGCUGUUUACGACGCUCGAAAGCACUGCUGGUUUCUUAAGCUACGUGACGACCUAUGAUCUGCUUAACGGCACCGUAGGCGACGGUUCAGUGACGUAUGCAUUUUAUUUUGGUUGCAUGGGUGGCACGUUUGUCGCUGGUUUUCUCAGCUACUUUAUUGGCCGUCGUCUGUCGAUCGUGUUUGGUGGUUUGCUGACGGUAUUAGGCAUGCUUGGAGUUAGUGCUGUGCAGUCGAGUGGUGAGGGUUUCUUGAUACCUGGUAUUUGCUUGCUCGGUGGUUCCGUUGGUAUGCUUUUGCCCACACUUGCUGUGUACAUUUACGAGAUAUCUACUCGUGACAUGCGUGGCAAGGCUCUUCUUUUACUUGGAAGUGGCUUUAUUAUUGGCAUUUUGUUUGCGUCUUUGUUCUCCUCCUCAUCGAAUGAGGUUGGCUGGGUGUGGCAAGUGUUUAUUGCGACAAUUAUUCUCUCUAGUAUGACUCCAGCUGUUUACAUCUUCCCCGAGAGCCCAUACUGGGUAUACGCGCGUGAAGGCCUUGAGUCGUGCGAGCGAUGUCUUGCUGUUUUGCGUCGUAAGGAAGGCGUAUCGGAGGAAUUGCGAAUGAUUCGUGACGAAGAGUCUGGGAGCGACGACUCAAGUGCUAACGGCGGCACAUCGUUUGUGAAGUUCUUGGUCGGGCUUUUCCUAGUGCUGGUAUCCAGUAUCUUCCUUGGCUGUGUGAACAUGUACUUGUCCGAUUCGUUCCGCGGUAUUGAUGAUGCAACUUACAUGUUUGUAAACUGCACGUCGCUUCAAUUCCUUGGUGCGUUAUUUUCUUUCUUUUUUAUGGACCGCAUCGACCACAAACGUAUGUUGUACUGCACGUUGUUACCGAUUGCGGCACUGGUAUGUAUUCUUGGCGUGAACAACAAGUCGGUCUUUGUGACGGGUGACAGCGAGUACCUGAUGCUGCAGAUCGUGGGUCUGUUGCUUUAUUUUUUCGCUGGUUUGGGAAUCACCUCGGUGCCAUGGGUGUCGUGCAUUGGUCUAUUUACCACGAAGAAGCGCGCGAUGUAUGUGACUGUUUACUUUAUGGUAUUCUUCCUGCUGCCCGUUUGCGCCACUUUUAUCCGGUCAAACGAGUCGAUGGCUGGCAAUGAAUACUUGUAUCUGUUUGGAUUAAGUGGCUGUUGCGCCGUGCUAAUGGGGUUGUUGUUCACGAUGGGUACUCUCAAGAACGGCAUGUUGUGCACCAAGGGGGAGAUGGAAGCGGAGCGCACACGUCUACGCCGCAUCCGAGCGUCUCGUCGCAGUGCCCGGACGCCAGGCAGUGCGCGUCCAAGAAACUUUAGCCGCUCACGUGCAAAGUCCCAUUCAAACUAUCAAAUGUACGAUUCGCCUGCUGCUGGUAGUGCGAUGUAG
Messenger RNA from Peronospora belbahrii, 5262 nucleotides. NCBI's taxonomy places the organism in Eukaryota, Oomycota, Peronosporomycetes, Peronosporales, Peronosporaceae. The record is from the annotation of a GenBank genome assembly.